Molecule: messenger RNA, 1710 nt
Organism: Triplophysa dalaica
Lineage: Eukaryota; Metazoa; Chordata; Actinopteri; Cypriniformes; Nemacheilidae
Gene: ska3
Product: spindle and kinetochore associated complex subunit 3
Exons: 10
Coding region: 126-1574 (482 amino acids)
Biological process (GO): chromosome segregation; mitotic cell cycle
Cellular component (GO): spindle microtubule; outer kinetochore
Source: RefSeq, a predicted model, not a curated record
CGCAAACAACCACUAGGUGUCAAUAAUGAGCCUCAUGGGGUUCAGCUCUGCUCAAAACCUAACAAGAGGAACCCGGAUGUUCCGCCAAAUUUGAAAGUGCUGUAAUUUUCGGAGUUACAUUCAGUAUGAAUGCUUCAGAGCGUUUCUUCGCGAAGCUGCGUAAACUGACAGUGUAUCUGGAGACUGAGAGCAAGGAUCUUCUGCAUGCGAGUCAAAACCUGAAAGAGGACGAUGAAGAUACGGAGAAUGGGGCUCAAGCACUUUAUCAGUUACAUUCUGAAGUCAGACAACUGAAGCGGCAAGUUCAGGAUCAGGUUGCCGGACAAGAUGCAGGAAGUACUGAACUGAGGACCUUCAUCCGAAGAUGCUUGGUGUUAAAGCAGAGGACCACAGAAGACAUUGACAGGUUAAAGAAACAUUAUGAGAAAUAUGGCUACGAACCACGAAAAUCAAGACAGGAGAACACAGUGAUGAAAAGCACAAAAGAGGUAGAGGAGCAGGAAGAAAGCGAGCUGGAAAAUACUCAUGAGAUACAAAAAGAUAAGGAGAUGGGACACAGGGAUUAUGAAGACACUCAACAAUCAAAGACACCCGAUAAGAUGUCAUCACCUUUUGUUGAGCAACAGCGGACCCCAAAGCUCUCAGAUUUUGGUCUGUCUGCAAUACAGCUUCAAAGAGUUUUCAAUGUAGCUGAGCCAUCCCACGAUGAUGCUCCAGUGCCAGCUGUGGCUCUCUCACCACCACCGUUUGUCAUGAACAUGCAGCCACCACAGCCAAAAACACCAAAGUGCUCACUGCGUAUGGAAGAGGAUGCUCCUACCCCACGGUUAGAGGACUUUGGUAUCUCUGAGUACACCAUGUGCUGGAACAAUGAUUUUACCAUGGAUUUGUUUAACAAGAAGCCACCUAAGAAAAACAGUGAAACAACAGAGAACGCUCACAAACCCUCUCACUUCUUCUCCAGUCUGUCGUCUGUAUCUAACACAGUGAGUUUGGAAUCCCCAGAGCCUCCUGUGUUUUGCACCCCAGGAUUUAAGAUUAAGAAACGCCGGGUUCCUUCCUCUCCAGAAAUAGAUGGACUGAAUAACCUUGCUUCUCCUCCUCGUCAAAAUUGCCCUUCAACCCCAGAGUUCCCUGCAUUUGAAACACCUUUCGUCAGCAAGCUCCUAAAAAAGGAUGGCAGACAGGAAGAAAGUUACCCGCACAGGGGUUCACAGGCAACCAGCUUUAACCUCCCAGAUCCAUCAAAUGCAAGAUCUUUAUCAUGUGACCCUCCAGAGAUGCCAAAAAUUCAAAGUUAUGAGGAGCCAUUACCUGAUAUGCCAACUCUGCACUCUCUUUUUGGGAGUUCACUUGCUUUUAAAGGUACUUCAGGUGAAAGUCUUCCUGGGAUGACAAAGGACUUAAAGCAAAGCCCUCUCCCCAUGCCUGAAGAUUGCCUCAACCAGGAUUGGUGUCUUGGCACUCCAAAAGUCAGAAUGAAGUUCCCUGCAGACCCUUGCACACCAGAGAUGCCUGAUAUAAGCUCAGUGACGCAAGAUAUCUUAAAACUUGUGACUCAGUGCAAGUCUUAAAUGCCCAUUACUGGAUCCAGGCUGCAGAAUUCAGAAGAGAAUGAUGCAGUGGUGAUGACGACUUCAUGUUAAUAUGAACACUUUUAGGACAAUGUUGUAAAGAAACUAAAAUAAAAUAUAAAUAUUAAAAAAGUUA